Molecule: messenger RNA, 2133 nt
Organism: Solanum dulcamara
Lineage: Eukaryota; Viridiplantae; Streptophyta; Magnoliopsida; Solanales; Solanaceae
Exons: 1
Coding region: 1-2133 (710 amino acids)
Source: RefSeq, a predicted model, not a curated record
AUGACAGGUGGAGAAGACUUUAACGCUGCUGCAAACAUAAUGAUACGAGUAGAAAAUCCUGAAAGUUCUCAAAAUAUAGCCGACAUCCAAAAUGAUGAGAAGAUGGCUCACAUGGCGCAAGAGCUUGAGAUUUUGAGAGAGGAACUACGUCAAGUGCGAGACUUGGCCAAGCUUUCGGCUACUACCUUCCCAAGUUUCAAGAUGCCCAGCUACCUCCCUAGAGCUGACCUGCCUCCUGCAGAUUCUCCAAACAUGCCUAAACGUGCUCCUAUUCAUGGUCAAGCGCCAUUAGCUCAUCCGUCUGCAAUCAGGACUGCUCCUGACCUUCCCACUCAAGACCCCGUCACACCUACCUACCCAGUGACAAACCAGAUAUUUAGAGCACACACCGUCGCUCCUUAUGAUUCACAGAUCCCACCUGUAUAUGCUGUUGAGGCCCCUACUUUCACGACACCGGUUAGGGUCAAGGUCCCGCAUGAGGUGGACCAAUAUGCAGAGAUGGAGAAGGAUGCCCGAUUGAAAGAAGAUGAGUCAAUAGACGCUCAACUUCGAUGUCUAAGAAAGGCGUUGAAAAACCUACAAGUCUCUAGGGGAACAGAGAGCCUAGAUUAUGAUGACUUAUGUAUCCACCCAGAUAUUGACAUGCCGGUAGGAUACAAGCCCCCAAAGUUUGACAUAUUUGAUGGAAAGAGCGAUCCUCACGCACAUCUGAGGGCAUACUGUGACAAGUUAGUUGGUGUAGGGAGAAAUGAGAAACUAAGAAUGAAGUUGUUCAUUCGAAGUCUAUCUGGAGAAGCGUUGACUUGGUAUACACGCCAGGAUCCUCACAAAUGGUAUAACUGGCAGGAAAUGGCUGAGGAUUUCAUGAAUCGCUUCAGAUUUAAUACUGAAAUCACUGCGGACAGGUUCUCAUUAGCCAACAUACAAAAGAAACCAUCGGAGGACUUCCAGGAGUAUGCACGACGUUGGAGAACCGAGGCUGCAAGGGUUCAACCACCGCUCGAUAAGAGUGAGCUCUCAAAAUACUUUAUUCGAGCCCAAGAAGGUAUCUACUUUGACAAGAUGAUGUCAAUGAUGGGCCAAAAGUUUGCAGAAUUGAUCAAGAUGGGAGAUUUUAUAGAGGAAGGCAUCAAAUCAGGUAAAAUUCAGUCCAUGGCUGCAUUGCAAGCUGCAAGUAAGGCCAUACAAUCAGGAUCCCUUGGUGGCAUCAAGAAGAAAAGGGAGGAUGUUUCAGUCGUCAAUUACCAACAUGGAGGACAAUCCCACCAAUACCCCAACAAUCCCCAAAUUGUUGCACAUACUCCAUACACCUCGUAUCCAGUAUAUAAUACCCGACCACACUAUAAUCCACCUCGAGCACCAAUAUACCAAAGUCCAACAAGACCACAUGUCCCACUCCAAGCACCAACCCACCAAAAUAGACCAGCAUAUGUGCCAAGACCACGUCCAAAUCUCGAAGCCAGAAAUACUCGCACCUACACACCCAUUGCUGAACCUUAUGCUCAAUUGUUUGAAAGGUUGAGGAUAGCAGGAGUACUACAUCCAGUUGAGGGAAAACUCCCCGACCCAAUCCCUUACAAUUUUGAUGGAAACAAGCGAUGCGCUUACCACUCGGGAAUCCAAGGGCAUGACACAAAAGAUUGUUAUGGCUUGAAAAACCAGGUUGAGACGUUGAUCAGAAGAGGAAUAAUAAAAUGCACUCCAACACCUCCGAAUGUGAACAACAACCCUUUGCCAAAUCAUGAGAAUCGAGAAGUCAAUAUGAUUUCUCUAGAAGAAAAGUACAACUUGGGAGAAACCAUCGCGCCUGUCUGGAACGCCGAAGAAGCUGCCACUGCAUCUCCAGUACAACCUAUUAUCACUGUUCAGCUCAGGGAACCUCUUACUGUCCAAACAUAUCUCCCGAGAGUUGUAGUAACCACUACAGUUGCUAGAAAGGCUGAGUUUGACACCAAAGAAGUCCCAUGGGAUUAUAAAACAGAAGCCAAGGGCAAGAUGAUUGACACCGCUGUGGCUCAGGGGAUGACUAGAUCAGGAAGGUGCUAUACUCCCGAGAAUCUGGAUCAAGGAGUUAUUGGGAAGGAGCCGAAUCCCAAGAAGAAUGUUACGGAUGCUGAAGUCACAGAAUUUUAG